This is a messenger RNA of Trichomycterus rosablanca, 3097 nucleotides long. RefSeq names its product alpha glucosidase 2 (gene gaa2). NCBI's taxonomy places the organism in Eukaryota, Metazoa, Chordata, Actinopteri, Siluriformes, Trichomycteridae. The transcript has 20 exons. The coding region runs from base 88 to 2967 and encodes 959 amino acids. Gene Ontology annotation, molecular function: alpha-1,4-glucosidase activity; carbohydrate binding. Gene Ontology annotation, biological process: carbohydrate metabolic process. The record is from RefSeq and is a predicted model, not a curated record.
CUGGAUAUUAGUGUUUUCUAAUUGUUAUCGCGUUAAUCCGUCAUGUAACAGUUAUCAUUAUCUGUCUUCUAUCGGAAGCCCCUCACCAUGGUGUCGUACAAGAGACUGAACCCAGAAGAGGUGCAUUUUUCCGGUGUGCCUUUGCUGGAGUCUGUUGAUGCUCCACAGGACGCUGAGCUAAAGGUGGAAGAUGCAGAGCGCCCGCUGCUGGCCCGGAGACCCCACUGCUCCUCCACUGCUGCGCUACUGACACUCGGAGGGUUUAUCCUGAUCCUUGUGAGUGUUUGGCUGCUAGGAACUGUUCUUUGGCUACGUAAUAACCCUUCCUCGGGAACUCACCGUCCUCCUUCACCCGCCACUCCCCCAGCUCGGGGUGGAAAGCUGGAAAAUAAAACACAGCCAGAAUCUUGCGCUCUUAUUCCAGAGGCCUGGAGGUUUGACUGCUACCCAGAGAGGGGUGUUGUGGUGACUGAAGAGAUGUGUCAUGCCAGGAACUGUUGCUUCAUUCAGGUGCCUUCGAAGCAGAACGGAGUCCCCUGGUGCUUUUAUCCACCAGAAUUUCCAUCUUAUGAGUUAGUGGCUGUAAAUGAGACAGAGUUGGGUUACAGGGGGAAACUGGUUCGUACCCAAAAUACCUACUACCCUAAGGAUAUUGAGACACUGCAGCUGGAUGUUCUGUACGAGUCAAACAGCAGACUUCGUGUGAAGAUCACAGACCCAGCAGAAAAGAGGUAUGAGGUUCCCAUAGAUGUUCCUGUCGUCACAAAAAGAGCCCAGGAUCCUUUGUAUACCGUGGAAUUCACCAGACAACCGUUUGGGAUCAUUGUUAAGAGGAAGAGAAAUGGGGCAGUGCUGCUGAACACGACCGUAGCUCCUCUGUUCUAUGCAGAUCAGUUUCUGCAGAUGUCCACAUCACUAUCAUCGAAAUUUGUUUAUGGGCUGGGUGAACAUCGCUCCACCUUCCUGCAUGACGUGCAGUGGAACAGCCUUACCAUGUGGGCUCGGGAUGCAGCACCAUUGGAGUUAAUUAACCUGUAUGGUGUUCAUCCUUUCUAUCUUCUAAUGGAGAAUGAUGGUCUGGCACAUGGUUCUUUCUUACUCAACAGCAAUGCUAUGGAUGUGGUACUUCAGCCUGCCCCGGCACUCACCUGGCGCACCACUGGAGGAAUUCUAGACCUUUAUGUCUUCCUUGGUCCAGAUCCUGGAUCAGUGGUUUCUGAGUACUUGGAGGUUACAGGAAAGCCGGCUAUGCCUGUAUACUGGGCAUUGGGGUAUCACCUUUGUCGGUGGGGAUACGACUCCAGCAAUAAAACCUGGGAGGUUGUGAGAGAAAUGAGGAACUAUGGGAUACCACAGGAUGUGCAAUGGAAUGACAUUGACUACAUGGAUCGUGCUUUGGACUUUACUUAUGACCCUGUAAACUUUUCCACCUUGCCCAAUCUCGUGAAGGACCUUCACUUCCACAACCAGCGCUACGUCAUGAUCCUGGAUCCUGGCACCAGCAGCACUCAGCCAUCUGGUUCCUACUGGCCUUUUGAUGAGGGAAUAAGGAAGGGCAUCUUCAUCAACAGCUCCAGUGGAGAAACACUCAUUGGGAAGGUCUGGCCAGGACUUACCGCUUUCCCGGAUUUCUCCAACCCAGACACGCAUGAAUGGUGGUACCAAAACCUGCAGAAGUUUCAUGACAAAAUUCCUUUUGAUGGACUUUGGAUUGAUAUGAAUGAACCAUCAAAUUUCUUUGAUGGAUCUGUGAAUGGCUGCCCAGACAACGAAUUAGAAAACCCUCCUUAUACACCAGGUGUUUUGGGUGGCACCUUGAGGGCAAAGACAAUAUGUGCAUCUGCACGUCAGAAAACCACCUCGCACUACAAUCUGCACAGUUUGUAUGGACUUAUGGAGGCUCAGGCUUCAGCAAGUGCUCUAAAGAAGAUCCUAGGGAAGCGGCCGUUUGUGAUUUCCCGUUCCACGUUUCCAAGUCAGGGAAAGUAUUCUGGACACUGGCUAGGUGACAACAGGAGCCAAUGGAAAGAUUUAUACACUUCCAUUUCAGGAAUGCUGAUGUUUAACAUAUUUGGCAUCCCGCUCGUGGGGGCAGACAUUUGUGGCUUUUCAGAAAACACCACAGAAGAGCUGUGCGUGCGCUGGACACAGCUAGGAGCCUUCUAUCCCUUCACCAGAAAUCAUAACACCAAAGAAUCGCAGGCUCAGGAUCCAACUGUGUUCAGUCCAGUGGCUCGCACAGCAAUGAAGGAAGCUAUUCUGCUCCGUUAUUCUUUUUUCCCCUUUCUUUACACCCUUUUUCACCAUGCACACCUCAGUGGACACACCGUAGCCAGACCCCUGUUUUUCGAAUUCCCUACAGAUCAGAAGACAUAUUAUGUAGAUAAGCAGUUCCUUUGGGGAAGGAGUUUAUUGGUGACGCCUGUUUUGGAGCCAGGUGUGGACUAUGUGGUUGGGUACAUCCCCAAGGGAAUCUGGUACGACUUUUACACGGGGGACUCACUGGACAGCAAAGGUGAAAAGGUCAAGCUUCACGCCCCUCUGGACAAAAUCAACCUGCAUCUCAGAGAAGGGUCCAUCGUUCCUACACAGAGACCCAACACUACUCUGUGGGUGAGUACUGGUCAGCCCCUCCACCUAAAAGUGACUCUGAGUGAUGAAGGUCAGGCUGAAGGAGAUCUCUUUUGGGAUGAUGGACAGUCCCUCGACACCUAUGAGACCAACAAUUAUGCCUACAUCAUCUUCAACCUGAAACAGAACACUUUGACCUCAGAGGUGCUUCAUAACGACGUGGAGGCGACUUACCUCACAGUUGAGACGGUUUCGUUUUACGGAGUGAAGAAAGCACCCAGCAGUGUUACAGUGAAUUCUCAAGAAGCCCAGUUCAGCUACUCGACCAAUCAGGUGUUAACAGUGGAUGACUUGGGCCUAAACCUUAGCCAGAAUUUCACCAUAAGCUGGAUAUGAUGUGAAAUGAAUCAGUGGUGGUUGGAAGAUGAAAGCACCAGUCUGGUAUUUCACAUCUGAAGAUUUAAUUCCCCAUAUUUGGACAGAACUACUGAUUUCUGUAAUAAAUAAAUGAAAUGUAUUUUGCUUA